GCCACCUUCUUCAGGUGUGAAUGUGGGCCCUGGGGGAAGGAGGAAGUAUGGAGAUGUUGGCAUGAUAGACUCUGAAUGUACUAGAUGCUUAAUGUACCCCAACACAGUCACUGGAGUGGACUUGCAGGUGGAGGAAUUACUGACAUCCAUAUAUUUUACCCAGGUGCAUAACAGCAACUUUUGUCGUACCAAGCAUGGCGUUUGAGACACAUAGGAAGAUUUUGCCAUUCCUGGCAGUUCUUAUACCAACCCACAUAAUUAUCCUUGAGUGAACUGGCUCAAAUUCCAUGACCUCCACAUUGACUUGGUAAAAUUUGUGAGCCAGCAGUUCUGGGAAGCCCUGAUGGGUGGACCAUGGGCUCUGGACCUGACUUUGAGCAAGUCACAGUGGGCAUAGUAGUGAAACCACCUAGGUUAAAGGCCGCUGACAAGCACAUGGGCAUGGGGAUCUUAGUACCAAUUGUGGAGCUACAAGUGCCCAGUGAGUGUGUGGAUGUGAAGGAAGUGUUUGAGGAUGAGUCUGACUCCCUUCUCCCACGUUGUAAGUUAGAUUGUGCUAUUGAACUGAUCCUGGGGGCUGAGUUGCCUAAAAUUAAGUUAUGGUCCAUAACUCCCAAAGAACUAGCAGCCUUAAGGGAGUCCAUAGUCAAGCAAUUGGCAAGAGGAUUCAUAAGAUCAGCCACUUCUUCAAUGACUGCCUUGGUAUUACUCUGGCACAAGAAGGACGGAUUGGUGAGACUCUGCAUGGACUAUCAAGAGAUGAAUGCUAUGUGCAUCUCAAAUAUGUGCCUCGUGCCCUUAAUGAAGGAUAUGUUAGCAGACCUGGUGAAAGGGAAUGUUUAAAUAAAGUUGGACUUAAGAGAAGUAUACUUUCGGGUACGUAUCAAAGAUACACUUGUGUAGCAUAACCCAUCAUCCAGUAUUACAAAGCUUAUACAAAAUAUAUGAUGAGCAAGCAUGGCAGACCUAUGAUCCCGACACUUGCCUAAACACAAAAGAGAGGGAAUCCAGCCAGUUCACCAGUCUUGUUCAAUAAGAAGUACUGUGAAUUCUCAAAUAACAUCCUUGAUGGUCUCCUGGAGACAUUUGGAUUACAGCUUUCUGACAGUUGGACACGCUAGCAGGAUCUGAGCUGAGAUGUAUACUAAAACAUUUGGAGUGCCCCAUGCUGGGGAAAGCUGCCCACAGAGAUCCAGAUGUGAAAUAUAAAAAGGGAAAGAGUAGAGGAGAAAUAGCCAAGGUCCUGGGAGAUACCCAGGGUCAUGUUAUAAUGAUGCUGUCAUAAUGGCUACUUUAGCCUAGGUCAAGGGAGAGACCCAUUUGCAUCAGUCAGCACUACAACUUGUUUUGUUUCGACCAAUGGCACCUAAUGCUAUAAUUGGGUUGACCAGCAUGGCAGACAAGAACAGCACCUUGAAAUGCACUUUUUCUGCUCCAAGCCACAGCACCACUCUCCUGCAUGGCCUGGCCUCUCUCCGGGCUCAGGCACAGUUGCUCGACGUCAUCCUCACCAUCAACAACGAGGCGUUUCAGGUCCAUAAAGUUGUUUUGGCCGCGUGCAGCGACUACUUCAGGGCCAUGUUCACUGGUGGGAUGAGAGAAGCCAGCCAAGAUGUGAUUGAGCUGAAAGGUGUCUCUGCCAAGGGCCUGAAGCACAUCAUAGAGUUUGCCUACAGUGCCGAAGUGACCCUGGACCUUGACUGCAUCCAGGAUGUGCUGGGGGCAGCUGUCUUCUUGCAGAUGGUGCCGGUGGUGGAGCUGUGUGAGGAAUUCCUGAAGUCUGCUAUGAGCGUAGAGACCUGCCUCAACAUAGGUCAGAUGGCUACCACCUUCAGUCUGGCUUCCUUGAAGGAGUCGGUGGACUCUUUCACCUUCCACCAUUUCCUUCAGAUUUCAGAGGAAGAGGACUUCCUGCACCUCCCCUUGGAGCGCCUUGUGUUUUUCCUUCAGAGCAACAAGAUCAAGAGCUGCAGUGAAAUUGACCUCUUCCAGGCAGCCAUACGCUGGCUACAGUAUGACCCAGUACGCCGUAGCAACGCCAGCCAGGUUCUCUGCCACAUUCGCUUCCCGCUUAUGAAAUCCUCUGAGCUGGUAGACAAUGUCCAAACCUUAGACAUCAUGGUGGAAGACGUCCUGUGCCGGCAGUACCUCUUGGAAGCCUUCAACUACCAGAUCUUGCCUUUCCGGCAGCAUGAAAUGCAGUCGCCCCGGACCGCUAUCCGCUCAGACGUCCUCUCCCUCAUCACUUUUGGUGGCACCCCAUACACAGACAAUGACAGAACUGUGAGCAGCAAAGUCUACUACUUGCUAGAUAGCAACACGCGCCAAUUCAAAGAGCUGACCGAAAUGGAGGUUGGGAGCAGCCACACAUGUGUUGCAGUGUUGGACAACUUUGUCUAUGUGGUCGGGGGUCAACACCUGCAGUACCGUAGUGGCGAGGGGGCGGUGGACUUCUGCUAUCGCUAUGACCCACACUUGAACCAGUGGCUGCGGAUCCAAGCCAUGCAAGAGAGCCGGAUCCAGUUCCAGCUCAACGUUUUGCAUGGCAUGGUCUAUGCCACAGGGGGAAGGAACCGCUCUGGCAGCUUGGCCUCUGUGGAAACAUAUUGCCCCAAAACCAAUGAGUGGAGCUAUGUUUGUUCUCUCAAACGCAGGACGUGGGGCCACGCAGGGGCCACGCUGGGAGGCAAGCUGUAUAUCUCGGGGGGCUAUGGGAUAUCAGUGGAAGACAAAAAGGCAUUACAUUGCUAUGAUCCCGCUGUGGACCAAUGGGAGUUCAAAAACCCCAUGAAUGAACCCCGGGUCCUCCACGCCAUGGUCACUGCGCAUAACAGAAUAUAUGCCCUUGGAGGCCGCAUGGACCACGUUGACCGUUGCUUUGAUGUUUUGGCGGUGGAGUAUUAUGUCCCUGAAACCAACCAGUGGACGACAAUGAGCCCCAUGCGGGCCGGGCAGUCUGAAGCUGGCUGUUGCUUGUUAGAGAACAAGAUCUACAUUGUUGGAGGUUACAACUGGCACCUGAACAAUGUCACUAGCAUCGUUCAGGUCUAUAACACUGAGACAGAUGAAUGGGAGAGGGACCUGCAUUUCCCAGAAUCAUUUGCUGGUAUCGCUUGUGUGCCAGUCAUUCUCCCACAGACUAUGGCCCGGAGGUGACCCCUGGCGAGUCCCCUGGCCUUCUGACAUAGCGCAUGCCAUUGAGAUGCACAUACAUGUCUGCCUUGUUUUGCAAAAUAAAGUUGUACGUCAGUGGUAGGCCAGUGAACCACUUCACUUACCUUCUUGUCUUUGUGUUCCACCAAGUGUGUGUUCCAUCUCCUGGGAUCUGUAAAUGUUAUAAAGAAGACUUGGCUUGAGGACAGGAGCGCAUGAGAAGGCAGGGUGGUGCUGUCUCACAGAUUCUCUCCCCUAACUGUGUCCUGUCUUGCGGAUGUUAACAUCUUUCUUCUGCAGUGGUUUUUUUUUUUUUAAUAUUAAGUUAACUGUACCCCGAAGCAUCAUUACAUGUAGUUCAUUGUGACUGAACAAUUAAAGAAAA
Sceloporus undulatus (fence lizard) is the source of this 3538-nucleotide messenger RNA. RefSeq names its product kelch-like protein 26. The record is from RefSeq and is a predicted model, not a curated record. Bases 1360 to 3156 code for a protein of 598 amino acids. The transcript is spliced from 3 exons. Lineage: Eukaryota; Metazoa; Chordata; Lepidosauria; Squamata; Phrynosomatidae. Gene Ontology annotation, molecular function: protein binding.